GAGACGCUCCCAAAAAACAAAAAAAACAUUGCUGGGAUUGCUGAAUGGGAUUUUGAACAAACUCUUGUCUGAAGCGUUUUAAUUGGCUUGAAUAGCAUUCCUUUUUUAUUUUUUUCGGACAAUCCUGAAAACUUUUUUUUGACUUUUUUUCCCCCUUCUCUCUACAGUCAGGAAGCCAAGUAAGGACUACAUUCCGCCUCGUUUCGUCUUCAGGCACAGGUGUAGUGACAGAGAUUGCCUCAUUCCCCAGGAAGUGUGGCCCGUAUGAGCUUGUUUUGCUGCCAGGCCCAAGACCAGCUACGCAGAAUGAUUGUUCACCAGCCACACCGUUUGGGCCACAACAACACCCACAAGUCUUUAAUGUCGUCAUGAGAGGUAAAGCGAAACGUGCAGGACCAAAAUAAGGCAUGCAAGGAUUCCAUCAGGGAAUACACAGCACCAGAUUAGUGAAGGCAGCGCGGCAAGUGCGCAGCAAAGCAGGACGUUGAGCUCUUCCCAGUGGAGAACAUGGACAUCCUUGAGACGGACGCCUACGACAGGCGCCAGAGAAGAAACACGUCCUGUGCUCUGCUCUUCUGCCUCACACCUUUCUUUCUGGCCUCUGCCGUGUACUUCUACGUGUGGACUCCAGGCUCGCCGGCAUCCAUCACGCUGGCGGGUGUCAAAUCAGCACCGGCGCUCCUGCUGGCCGCGACGGUGCUGAGCUGGAACGGAGGUCAGAGUGCGCCGGGUGUGGUGGGAGGACUCGUCCUCUCGGCUGUGGGCGACUGCUGCCUGGUGUGGCCUGAGCUUUUCCUCCAUGGAAUGGCUGCAUUUGCACUGGCUCACCUCCUCUACUCGCUCACCUUCCUCUCAUCCCGCUACGAGCCAUAUUCAUCCUCCUCUUGGUGGACUGGCCCGCUGUAUCUGAUCCUGGUCCUGAUUACGGGAGGUGUUUACAUAUACUUGUUUCCAUUUUUGCGGAAGAAUCCAAACUCAGAGCUCCUCACUCCCGGCGUGGGGGUCUACGUUGCCUUACUCUCAAUCAUGGCGAUAUUAGCCAUCAGAACCCGUCAUGCAUUUACACUGCUAGGAGGUUUGUGCUUCAUGCUGUCUGACUUCAUGUUGGCUUUGCAGGAGUUUAAGGUGACAGCACCUAUUGAACACAGCAAUACUGCUAUCAUGGUGACAUAUUACUUAGCGCAACUGCUUAUUAGUGUGGGGGCCAUGAGGGCAGUGGAAAACAAAAGGGACUUUGCAAAAUGGAAGAGGUCCUAGCCAGGAUCCAUGCAGCAUUCCCAAUGUUGGAAGCAUCCAUAGUAACAUAAUACUGCUUAAUACUCAUAGAUGCUGGAUCAAGUAUAAAAAUGUUUGUAUGUAUUAUUUGAU
Molecule: messenger RNA, 1368 nt
Organism: Syngnathoides biaculeatus (alligator pipefish)
Lineage: Eukaryota; Metazoa; Chordata; Actinopteri; Syngnathiformes; Syngnathidae
Gene: tmem86b
Product: transmembrane protein 86B
Exons: 5
Coding region: 508-1257 (249 amino acids)
Cellular component (GO): membrane
Source: RefSeq, a predicted model, not a curated record